Astrephomene gubernaculifera is the source of this 6914-nucleotide messenger RNA. Lineage: Eukaryota; Viridiplantae; Chlorophyta; Chlorophyceae; Chlamydomonadales; Astrephomenaceae. The record is from the annotation of a GenBank genome assembly.
CGGCAAAUAAAAUUAUAGGAGUAUGGCAAAAAAGGACGCUUGAACAGUCAUCGAGUAGUGCGUCUCACUAGCUUGUCACUUACUUCUAUGCUUGUCGCGCUUGGCCUUUGCUUGCGGCCUAAAAUGCGGCCCUAAACUGCACUAACGCAAUUAUGAUGUGGUGGCAACGCAUUCCACCUUCACCCACUUUACCCCGAAGGAGCGCUGUAUACUGAUUAAUCUACGCAUUAUACGCAUAUCGUAAGGGGGCCUACGUUCGACUUGUUCGCGUUCUAGAGGCGUUCGAAAGGGAUGGGCGGCUGUGUAUGCUUUCUUUCGUGGUUCGGUAACAAGGAACCUUCCGCCAGAGCAGCCACGACCAACGCUGAUACUGGUGGCAUAGCAGCCUCCAGAACCAGCGUUACCAUCUCGCCCGAGGAUAUCCAAAUCCGUGAGGAUGUCGCGCAGACCGCCUAUACCAAAGCUGCCAGUGGCACCGGCGCACUCAUCACAGUGAUGUCCAUCAUGCCCGACCCCUUUGGCAUCAGCCCCGCCCUCAGCUCUGCACUGAAGCUCAUCCAGGAGCGCGCGAAUGGUGCGGUGACUAAUACGGCCAACUGCAAGAAGCUCUUGGAUACGGUGCUGUGGACGCGCGAGGUGCUAAAGGACGCUGGCGUGGAGGAGGGAGCAUGGGCAAAGGUGGAGAAAGAGAGGCGGGACUUGGAGACAGCAGUGCAGAAUGCGGCGGCUUUCCUGGACAAGUUCGGCAAGAGCCGCUUCCUGACCCGGCUUGCCCGCGCCAGCAGUGACAAGGAUGACUUCGAGAAUCACAAUACCAAUGUAGCACAGUGCACAGUGCGCCUGACCACCACUCUUGCUGUCAAGUGCUGCCUGUCGUCCCCACCUGCUGUGACCUACGACGACGGUGGUUCCCCUGCCCUGCGGGCUGAGCUGUGCCGGUUGGGCGGCAGUGAGGACGUGCAGGAGGCCAUGGCGGUCGUGGUGGCAGACCCCGAACUGCUGCGGCAGCUGAAACAGCACAUGCGGCCGGAGGCGCAGAUCCAGUUUACACUGCUCGAGUCGGCACUAGCAGACCUUGCUGAGGCGGCGCGGCAUGUCAACCUGCCUGACAAGCUGCCGCGUGAGCUGCGGCGCUUCUGGCACGAUCACUUCAAUGCUGUCAGUGUCAACUUUGACGCCUUUUUCAAAGUGGUCGUAUCCACAACUAAGGACAGAGUGCCCUACCUGGCCUCGGCUGUCAAGGAGCGAGCAAUUAAGCUCCUCAACCUGGGAGCCUGUGAGGUGUUGAAUGGGCCAGGCUGCUGGGAGCAGCCCGAGUGGCUGUUGCGGCAGCUGCUGCAGGGACACAUAGACCUCGACGGCAAUGGUAUUGCGCACACGGAGCGGUAUUACGGCUUUUACUUGCGGUGCUGUGAGUGGGCAGCCUUGGCCGGCGUCUCUGAGCCAGCCAACUUGUCAUCCUGCAUCGACCUGCUGUGCGCCCACUUUGACCCCAAGCUCCUCUCGGCGGUUGAUCAGGAGGAGCUGCGGGAGCUCAAGGCCGUGCUGAAGCCCUUCAACUUCUCCUCGGAUGUGACGAACCAUCUCACGCGCUUCCUGCCGGGCAGCCGGUCCUGGCUAUUCCAGGCGUACACGGAGUGGCUUGCCAAGGACCCAAAGGACCCCAACUACCGUGCUCUGGUGCUUUACGGCGGCCCGGGGCUGGGCAAAUCCACAGUGGCCGCGGCGCUGGUGUCUAAGCACGUGUUCACCAAGGAUGCGGACACAGGUGGUGGGGAGCUGGUGGGCUCGGCGGUGGCUGGGCACUACUUUUGUAGGCACAACGAUAACAACCGGAAGGACCCGGUACUGCUGAUGCGCACACUGGCCUACCAGCUGGCCACUGCCCUGCCCGCCCUGCGCCCGCACCUGAUGCCACCCGCGCUGUCUGCCAAGGAGGUGGCGGAACUGCGGGACGUGGAGACUGCCUACCAGAGGCUGCUGGCGGGGCCGCUGGAGAGCGUCAAGGAUGAGCUGGCAGCCCUGACCCAGCCAUUGGUGGUGGUGAUCGACGCACUAGAUGAGAUGGAGCUGGCGGGCUCGGCUGGUGGUGGUGGAGCGCAGAAUACGCUGCUGCGGCUCAUUCGUGAGCACUUCGUCAACCUGCCCCCGGCCGUCCGCUUCAUGCUAACCACACGACCUGAGCCGCAUAUCACCCAUGCGCUGAACAUGUGCUUCCGCCCGUUCAUCAUCGAGCCAGACGACCCGCGCCACCUGGAAGACCUCCGGCAGCUCAUCGCUCAUGAGCUGGGCAGCCGGCUGGUGGUGCAGGGGGUUGGGGCAGGGGGGCAGGCUGCUGACACUGUUGGUGGCAUUGGCGAGGAUGUUCGUAAGCCGACCACUAAGGAGUUGGGUGAGGCGGUGGACCUGCUGCUGGACAAGAGCAAGGGCUCCUUCGUGUACGUGGCCAGGCUGAUGGAUGGGCUGAAUGCCAAGGCCCACUGGAGCUUAGCGGACUUGGCGGCCUUCCCCGAGGGCCUCUACGCCACUUAUACCGACUUCCUGCAGAAGCACAUCGGUGCUCCUGACAGCUCCACAUUCGUGGGCGUCAAGCGCCUGCUGCAGCUGCUGCUGGCGGCCCAGGAGCCGCUGCACGUUGACAUGCUGGCAGCAGCCUGGAACAGCAGCGGGCUGCAGGUAGGUGGCGUGCGGCAGCAGCUGCGGCCCAGUGAGGCGCAGCAAGAGGUCAAGCAGCUGCUCAGCAAGCUGGGCUCCCUCUACAUGCUACGUGACAACCACAUGCUGGUCUUCCACAAGUCCUUCCACGACUUCCUGUCAGCCCCCGACCUUGAUGGUGGCGCGUCCAAUUUCUACUGGGUCGACCCACUGCCAGGGCAUGCCUUGCUGGGUCCCGUGGGGGUCCAGCUUGUGUCGCAGCAGGCGGCCAAGGCCGCGGGCCUGCUACCUACACCCUCCAUCUCAGCCCUUAUGCUGCCCGCUGGUAGCACCAGCACCAACAGCACGGGCACUAGCAGUAGUAAGACAGCAGCAAAGCAGUGGUCAGCCAGCUACAGCCGCCAGUACACAGUGCGCCACCUGGUGCAGGUGCUUAACCAGGCGGAGGAGGACCCGGAGGGGGCUGACCUAGCCUGCCGCCUGCUGGAGGAGCUGCUGGGGGACUUUGACUACGUGUAUGAGGUGUUCAGCAGCGGUGUGGGCCACAGCGUCAUCAGGGACCUUCGUGCCCUCGAGCAUCUUAGCAGGACAUCCAAGCUGUUUGAUGCACUCCGAUGGUUAAGCAGCUGGCAGCAUGAAUUGAAAGAAGCUGGGAGUGCAAAUGGCGUGGUGGUCACGUGCCUGAAGUGUCCAAUUGACACAGCUGUCUUUAGGCAGGCCCAAGCACAUUAUCGAGUAUUGUCCGCGACACAGGGCCUUCAGUCCCAAUGGAGGCUCAAAUGCAAGCUUGGGGCACCCAGGACCUGGACUGCACAGCAUCUGAAACUCACGGGACAUAAUGGCGACAUCUACAGUGUGGCAUGGGGACCGGAUGGCCGGUCGCUGGCCAGCGGCAGCGAGGACAAGAACAUCCGGCUGUGGGAUGCAGCCAGUGGCGAAUGCACUGCCAUCCUGCAGGGACAUGAUACAAAUGUCUACAGUGUGGCAUGGAGCUCAGAUGGCCGGUCGCUGGCCAGCGGCAGCGAGGACACGUACAUCCGGCUGUGGGAUGCAGCCAACAGCGAGUGCACUGCCACCCUGCAGGGACAUGAUGGGGCAAUCAGCAGCGUGGCAUGGAGCCCGGAUGGCCGAUUGCUGGCCAGUGGCAGCACUGACAACACCAUCCGGCUGUGGGAUGCACCCAGUGGCGAGUGCACUGCCACACUGCUGGGGCAUAAUGGAGACGCCAAGAGCGUGGCAUGGAGCCCCGAUGGCCAGUCGCUGGCCAGCGGCAGCUCCGACAGCACCAUCCGGCUGUGGGAUGCAGCCAGCGGCGAGUGCACUGCGACCCUGCAGGGACAUCCUAGCUCCAUAUACAGUGUAGCAUGGAGCCCGGAUGGCCGGUCACUGGCCAGCGGCAGCUGGGACAACACCAUCCGGCUGUGGGAUGCAGCCAGCGGCGAGUGCACUGCCAUACUGCAGGGGCAUCAGAACACUAUUCACUGCGUGACAUGGAGCCCGGAUGGCCGGUCGCUGGCCAGUGGCAGCAGGGACAAGACCAUCCGGAUGUGGGAUGCCACCAGCGGCUUGUGCACCGCCACCCUGCAGGGACGUGACGGGGUCAUCAACAGCGUGGCAUGGAGCCCGGAUGGCCGGUCGCUGGCCAGCGGCUGCAAUGAUUACGCAGUAAACUCGAAGACCAGCUUCAUCCGGCUUUGGGAUGCAGCCAGCAUCGACAGCACAGCCGCGUCACUGCAGGGACAUGAUGGUGCCGUCUACAGCGUGGCAUGGAGCCCGGAUGGCCAGUCGCUGGCCAGCGGCAGCGCUGACAACGCCAUCCGGCUGUGGGAUGCAACCAGUGGCGAGUGCACUGCCAAGCUCCAAACGCAGGGACAUGGAAUCGGAAUCAACAUCGCAUGGAGCCCGGAUGGCCGGUCGCUGGCCAGCUGCAGCUGUGACGAGCCCAUCCGGCUGUGGGAUGCAGCCAGCGGCGAGUGCACUGCCACCCUGCAGGGUAAAGACAUCCUCAGGACUGCAUGGAGCCCGGAUGGCCGUUCACUGGCCAGCGGCAGCAUUGACAGCACCAUCCGGCUGUGGGAUGCAGCCUGCGGCGAGUGCACUGCCAUUCUGCAGGGACAUCAUAACACCAUCACCAGCAUCGCUUGGAGUCCAAAUGGCAGGUCGCUGGCCAGCAGCAGCGAGGACAAGACCAUCCGGUUGUGGGCUGCAGCCAGCGGGGACUGCACCGCCACCCUGCAGGGACACGGGAAAGCCAUCAACAGCACUGCAUGGAGUCCGGACGGGCAAUUGCUGGCCAGCGGCAGUGAGGACAAGACCAUCCGGCUGUGGAAUGCAGCCAGCGGGGAGUGCACCGCCACCCUGCAGGGACACGAUAGAGCCAUCUGCAGCGUGGCAUGGAGCCCGGAUGGCCGGUCGCUGGUCAGCGGCAGCAUUGAUAAGACCAUCCGGCUGUGGGAUGCAGCCAGCGGCGAGUGCACUGCCAUACUACAGGGACAUGAUGGUGCCGUCUACAGCGUGGCAUGGAGCCCGGAUGGCCAGUCGCUGGCUAGCGGCAGCUAUGACAAGACCAUUUGCAUAUACAGCACAAGACAAGUAUGAAAGCACUCUGCUGUAGCACUGGCCCGCACGAUGUAGCUGGGGUCUAAGGGGGUCAAUCUCAGUUUGGAGCAACGAACACUGGCACGCUGUGUAUCCGUAGCCAGCUGUGCCUUUGUACCAAGCGCUGUUAAACUAAGAGCUUUCAUCUGACUAUGUGUAGACUGCUUCACUUGCAGUGUCCACUGCUCUUACCACUGAGUGGAAUUUUACGUAAGGCUUUCUUGCAUCAGCAGUCGCUUCAGGCAUUGGGGGGAACUAGCCUGUGUAUGCCAACACCACCACCGCUGGUAAUUUAAGUGUCCUCAUACAAUAACAUACGUACUGCACCCGUGCGUCCGCAGAAAACUGCCCUUUAUUUGCGGCAACCUGUCACUAUGAGGCGUGUUGCACCAGGAAAGAAGUGUGGCUGCUAUGUUGUUUUGUGCUUGUGGCUGUACGGUGCUUUAGGCAGGGUUAUGCGUAGGCAUGUCGGCGUAUAUUAUACUAUGCGUUACGUAUACGCAUAUUUAUGCGUAUAAUACACGUAUAAAGUUUUAGGGCAGCGUAUGCGAAAUACGUACAAAAGCCCAAUUCCGUAUACGGGGAAGCCUGGUCGUGUAUGCCGUACAACAGGAAAACGCCACAAACCCGGCGUGCAGUUGGCGUGUAGGGGGGCUGUGGGCGCCUAGAGGCUGGUACAUGCGGUGUUUGCCCUGUUAGACCCCAUUUAUCUACGUUGUGUAUGGUGGAACCGGUAUGAGCGUGGCCCUAGACCGGUAUGUCUACGGUCAGCCAUGUACGCAUACGUGUAUAAUACGCAUUAUACGCAUAUUUAUGCGCAUGAUACCGUAUACCAGCUCCCAAUAUACGUAUACACGACAUGCCUAGUUAUGCGGAGUUUCAAUCCAUUUUCCUAAUGGUGCCGUGUACCAGUUAUGUCUUUGUAUGUGUAGGGACAUUACGGAGCAAGUAUGACUUUCAAUACGGGCCGACCGGGGCGGUUGUGCGAUUAUCUGGCCUGUAGGCCAUGCAUAUUAGUCAAGUCAGUGACAAGGAUUGCUGAGCCACAAGAGCAGCGUUGACACAGCAGGUUACAUCAUAAUUACAAUGACGUUGAUGUACCGGUACGGCAGUUUGUGGGCAUGUCUAUACAAAAACGGUUAUUUAUGAGAAAGACCCGGCACAGGCUGGACCUACGCUUGAUUCGGACUCCGAGACCAUUGCAAAUGCUCUGACACCAACGGCUGUGUCUUGUGUGGGUCGCACGAUGGCAUUUCGCGACGUUCAGGCAGGUAUGUCCUUGGUGACCAGGCGAUGCUACAAUAGUAAAAACCAAUUAUUAUUGCAAAUAAGUCUUGAUGUAUACCGGUCUGGAACGGUUAGAAGGGGCGACGCACAAGGAUAUUGUGGUUGGCUUAUUUCGCUUCGGGUUCCUUGUGAACGCAGUUUGGGAAUCACCCGCGAAGAUUACUUUGAAUCUUAAUCCUGUUACGCGUAAACACACCAUUAGCAUACAACAAUGGCAGUCAUAACCCAACAUGGCUCCCUCAGCACUCUCGUUAAGACCAACUCGUCCAAACUUGCUAGCUCCAUAGCACUAGCAUACUCACAGCAAAGCGUCUACAACUGCAUCUACUCGGUUACAUUUGGGCGAUGUAAGCCCAUUGGGCCUAGGAGUUAGG